AUGCUAGGCAAGGCAACGGCAAGGCAACGGCAAGGCAACGGCAAGGCAACGGCAAGGCAACGGCAAGGCAACGGCAAGGCAACGGCAAGGCAACGGCAAGGCAACGGCAAGGCAACGGCAAGGCAACGGCAAGGCAACGGCAAGGCAACGGCAAGGCAACGGCAAGGCAACGGCAAGGCAACGGCAAGGCAACGGCAAGGCAACGGCAAGGCAACGGCAAGGCAACGGCAAGGCAACGGCAAGGCAACGGCUAGGCAACGGCAAGGCAACGGCAAGGCAACGGCAAGGCCUUAUAAAAACUUUAUUAAAUAUAUGUUAUACUUUGUCAUUUUCUUUGAAUUUGCGUAA
Molecule: messenger RNA, 348 nt
Organism: Bursaphelenchus okinawaensis
Lineage: Eukaryota; Metazoa; Nematoda; Chromadorea; Rhabditida; Aphelenchoididae
Source: the annotation of a GenBank genome assembly